Molecule: messenger RNA, 1719 nt
Organism: Sesamum indicum (sesame)
Lineage: Eukaryota; Viridiplantae; Streptophyta; Magnoliopsida; Lamiales; Pedaliaceae
Product: lipase (DUF620)
Source: RefSeq, a predicted model, not a curated record
UAAAUCAUUCUUUUCAACUUCAACAUCUUAUUUUCUGCUUUAAUUACUACAUAUUUUGCUUUUUCCAAGCUAAUUACUUAUAUUAAGUAUAUAUUGCAGUGCACAAGCUGUUUUGUAGGUUAAUUUAGUUUCAUUACUCCAUCUCCAUUUUAAUUAAUAUAAUUCUGCACCACCUCCCACAACAUUAAUAUUUAUUGCUUUUAGGUUUUAGGUGGUCGACCCCCACCCCACUCUACAUUUUCCCUCUACCAUGCAUCUUACUAAAAUAAUAAUAAUAAUAACCUAGGCGGAAUUUAAGAUUGCACUAGUACUACACUAAUAUCUACAUGCUUCCCUACCAAAUUUACCUUUCACUUUCAACCAUCUAAUUCCAAUUCAUUUCUCCAACUACCACAUUCAUCAACACUAAGAUCAUACCAAUCUUAAUUAUGCCACUACCAUACUAAUUAAAUGCAUGCGCCUACUGCACUUUCCAACCAUUCAUUUCAAUUUUCUUCCUGUUAAAUUAUUGGAUCCCAGUCAGAUCUCGAGGGAAGGGGUAUCUUCGUCGGCACAAUACAUAAUUCAGCACUUCUCUGCGGCGACUGGCUGUCGGAAGCUGGAGGGAGUGGUGAAGAAUAUGUAUGCAACAGGGAAAGUGGCGAUGGGCAUGGUGGAUGAGCUCAGCUCGGCUGCCGGAGCUACUAAUAUUUCUGGUGUGUCGCAGCAGAAGGGUUGCUUUGUGAUAUGGCAAAUGGUACCUAAUAAAUGGUUGAUUGAGCUAGUUGUGGGUGGUCACAAAGUUGUGGCUGGCAGUGAUGGGAAUGUAGCAUGGCGGCAUACUCCUUGGCUCGGUGCUCACGCUGCUAAAGGCGGUGUUCGACCUCUCCGACGUGCUCUCCAGGGACUCGAUCCAGUUGCCAUAUCAUCGAUAUUCUCCACAGCAGAGUACAUGGGAGAAAAGCAAAUAUCAGGAGUCGACUGCUUUGUGCUAAAACUAUCAGCAGCGCAUGCUGAUCUUGCGGAGCGUAGCGACAGCACAGCCGAGAUGAUCAAGCAUGUAACCCUUGGUUACUUCAGCCAAAGGAGUGGGUUGCUUGUUUACUUAGAGGACUCAUACUUAACCAGAAUCCAGACCCCUGGUUCCCGGCCCACAUACUGGGAAACUACCAUGAGCACCAAGGUAGAGGACUAUCGGUCUGUGGAGGGGAUCAUGAUCGCGCAUUCCGGCCAAUCAAGCGUGAUCAUCACCAGGUUUGGAGACAAUUUGAGGGCCGGGGCUGGAGUUACGAGGAUGGAAGAGACGUAUGCAAUUGAUGAUCUAGCAUUCAAUGUCCCUGGCCUUUCCGUGGACUCUUUUCUUCCUCCCCAAGAGCUACAGAAAGAUUAUCCGCAAAAAAAUCUUGACUGGAGAUGGCCUUUACAUCGAUGAGAAUUAAUUAAGUACUGUGGGAUUCUCACUAAUUUUUGAACUGCUGUGAGUUCACAUAAGAGCUUGGUGUGAACAUUGGACUCUUCCUUUGGUGUAUACUGUAUACAUAAUAUGCGUUAUGCCUGUUAAAGGACAGCAGUCUUUUUGCUUUUUGUCUGUAAACACAAUCUGCAAAGAGCCCAACAUAGCAAAAAAAUGUCUUCCAAUUUGUGAAACAGUGAAAUAGCAAAUAUGUCUUAGAGCAGGGGUUGGGGCAUAUGUAGUUGGUGGCCCAUGAAUAUUUAAGUUCAUUGUUGGGCUGUUUCAUA